Molecule: messenger RNA, 2312 nt
Organism: Neohortaea acidophila
Lineage: Eukaryota; Fungi; Ascomycota; Dothideomycetes; Mycosphaerellales; Teratosphaeriaceae
Product: CwfJ C-terminus 1-domain-containing protein-like protein
Exons: 1
Coding region: 47-2224 (725 amino acids)
Biological process (GO): mRNA splicing, via spliceosome
Cellular component (GO): post-mRNA release spliceosomal complex
Source: RefSeq, a predicted model, not a curated record
CCCGCCAUCACCACCUCUUCCCUGACCACAACGGAACCACCGCAAGAUGGGGCUGGAAGAUUUCGAGCGCGAGCUCGCAGAGGAGAAGCUCGCGUCUCGCGAGUCGAAGCAUUCGUCUCGCCGUGAGCACGGAGACGAGAAAGAUCGACAUCGCUCCCACCGACACCAUCGCGAUCGUGAUUCACGAGAUGGAGAGCGCAGGCACAGACACAAACGCCACCGCGAUGAGGACGAGACGAAAGAGGAGCGUAGAAGGCACCGCAAACGACCCCGCUCGACGUCCGCAGACCGUGCCGACACUGCGAAAGCACCGGAGGAUGUCAAAGUCUUCGACAGCCCCGCCGAGGAUGAAGAGGAAGACGAGUGGGUGGAGAAAGAGGCCGCCACUGCGCCGCCAGAAGAAGACAUAUUAGACCAGCGAGACCAACCCACAGAGCGGGAGAGAGUCCAGCGCGACGCUUGGAUGCAGCAGCCUUCAGUUAUGGACGUCGAGAUUGUCGCCAGCCGAAAACCCAAGGCGCCGCCAAGUCAAUUCGUCGGCGCAAAGGAGGGUCAUGAGCUCAAAGUGCACAACCAACAUCUCGCUGACCUGGAACGGGAUUUCGAGGAGGAUGAGGAGGAUGAGGGGAAGGCGGCGGUCACAGCAGAGCCUGCCCAGCAUGAUGUUGACUACACUUUCGGCGAUUCGGGCAGUUCGUGGCGCAUGACGAAACUCAAAGCCGUGUAUCGGACUGCCAAGGAGAGCCAAAAGAGUGUGGAGGAGGUUGCUAUUGAGAGGUUCGGCUCUUUGAGAGACUUUGACGAUGCGAGAGAGGAGGAGCGCGAGCUGGACCGCAGGAAGAUGUACGGAAAGGAGUAUGUGGGAUUGGAAAAGCCCAGUGGCGAGCUGUAUCAAGAGAGAAAAAUGCAAGCCGGGCUGAGGCGAGAGUCUGAUGUCCCUGAGAACGAGCAUGACGCAGCUGAGCCGCGACAAGGCCAGCCCAUGCCGGAGCAAGAUUCGGCCACGCAUGCUUUGAAGACGGCGCCACUCGAUACUACAGCACUCAACAAGCUAAAGGCCCAGCUCAUGAAGGCCCGACUUCGCAAGGCCCCGAACUUGGCUCAAUUAGAAGAGGAGUACCGACUUGCAGAAGAGGCUUCGUCGGCCAACUCGGCUCAAUCCGAUGUCGUCGUCUUGAACAACAUGGAAAAUCGAAUGCUUGCUUCCGGCCGGGCGGGCGAAGUCACGGCCGUGAGUGGCAAGAGGGGCAGAGAGCGCGGACUUGUGGUCGAGAACGAAGACAUGAGUAUUGAAGACAUGGUCAGACAGGAACGCAGAACUAAAGGCGGGAUGGGCAACGAAGGCCGCGCCUUUGCAGAGAGGAUUGCCAAAGAUGGCAAGUUUGUGGACGAUCUCGACUACAUGGACGACAACGCCCAGAAUCUUUCCAAAAAGGUGGUCAAAAGCGAUACGAAUCUUCGUAGCAUGGCUGUUGGCGAUUUCCAGAAGAUGCAGAGGGUGUUGGAGCAUUGCCCCCUCUGUCAUCAUGAGGACAGAGACGGACCGGAAGCAUUGCCCACCGCGCCUGUCGUCAGUCUGGCAACACGAGUGUAUCUGACCUUGCCCACGGAGCCUGAGAUGACCAAGGGAGGCGCCGUCAUUGUGCCCAUUCAACAUCGUCUGAACCUGCUCGAAUGCGACGACGACGAAUGGGAGGAGAUGCGCAACUUCAUGAAAUCCCUCACGCGCUACUACGACUCUCAAGGCCGCGGCGUCAUCUUCUACGAAAACGCGGCGCACAUGCAUUCCAAACGUGGCCACGCUGCUCUCAACGCCGUUCCUCUCCCCUCCCACCUGGCCGACACGGCUCCGGCGUACUUCAAAGAGGCCAUUCUCGCCUCUGCAGAGCAAUGGAGCCAACACAAGCCCAUCAUUGACACUCUUGCCCUUUCGCAGCAGCCGGGAUAUGGGAAGCUGGCGUUGCGCAAGGCCAUGGUGAAGGAGAUGCCGUACUUUCACGUCUUCUUCAAUCUCGACGGCGGCAUGGGACACGUGAUUGAGGAUGAGAGGAAGUGGCCCAAGGGCGAUUUGUUUGCGCGGGAGAUUGUGGGCGGCAUGCUGGAUCGAGGGCCGGAGAUUGUGAAGAGGCAAGGGCGGUGGGAGAGAGGUGAUCGUAGAGUGGAGGGGUUUAGGAAGAAGUGGGCACCCUGGGACUGGACCAAGAUUUUGAUGGAGGCACAAUAGAGGUGUUCGAAGAGUGACUCUUUAUAUCCACCCGUAUUUGGCCAUCAUCAAGGAAGUGCAUCCAUUGCAUCACUUCGUGUAAAUGCGC